Molecule: messenger RNA, 2823 nt
Organism: Emiliania huxleyi CCMP1516
Lineage: Eukaryota; Haptophyta; Isochrysidales; Noelaerhabdaceae
Exons: 7
Coding region: 1-2823 (940 amino acids)
Source: RefSeq, a predicted model, not a curated record
AUGGCCUCGGCCGGCCGCGGCGCCGCGCUUGCCGCGCACGCCCGCACCUGGCUCCGCGCGGUCCGCGCCUUCAUCGUGUGCGACCGGCCGCCCGACCCGGCGCUCGGCCUGGUCAACAGCAGCCGGAUGCGGAUCGCGGUGCUGUCGGGCGUGGCGGGCUGCCGAAACUCGGACCUGUACUCGACGGCGAUCGUGCUCGGCAACCGCACCUUCCCCAACUACUCGUGGAUGCUCUUUACCGAGGACGACACCUUCUUCGUCCCUCGCAGCCUCGCCUCCUUCCUGGGCAUCUUCGACCCGCAGAUGCCGCUCUGGUUCUCGGCGCACGGCUGCGAGGCGUCCUACCCGCCGGUCGCGUGCGUGGACUCCCGCUACCAGCGCGCGGCCGAGCGACACGUGGCGCCGCACCUGCGCGGUGGCCGGGCGGCGCAGCUGCUGCAGCCGAUGUUUGGGCCCGCCUUCGCAAAGCUGGACGGGCGGGGUCGCCGCGUCGACCUGCGCGGCCGCAACAUGUCCGCCUACGUCCGCGACGUCACCUCCAACUGCGGCGGACUCGGCUGCGUCUUUUCGCGCGCGCUGGUGCACGGUCUGCCGGCGUCCGACCUCGAGGCGUGCCACGGCUGCGCGGUCGGCAUCGCCGACCUCCAGACCUCGCGCUGCAUGUACGGCAGCUCGGGGGUGGGGCCGAUCGGCGUGCCCGCCUUCUCGUGGGGGCAGAGCGCGGCGCGCGCGCUCGGCAUCUUCUCGGUGCACAUGCGGAGUCAGUGGGGGCGGGCGCACCAGCGCGGCCAGCAGCUCGACGAUCCCCUCAAGGCGUCCCUGCACCACCCCGCUGACCCCUCCCGGAACUCGCUCGUAGACCAGCAGCUCAACGAGACGGUCGAGGCGGCGCACCGGAGCGGCGAGGCGCUGCACGCCGCCAUCGCGCGCCUCGAGGCGGACGGCCAGCGGGACGCGUCCGCAGAGGCGGAGCGGCGGCGCGUGUGCUGCCAGCUGGUGACGGCCGACUUGCCCAUCUGCGAGAAUGGUUGCACGCCGUGGCCGGCCGCCACUCGGUCGCACUCGUCGUGCAGCUCCAAAGUCAUCUUUGUCGUGGCCACCGCCUCGCUGGCGGCGGCCUGGGUCGUGUGGAGGCGGCUGUGGCGGCUGCGGGUGGCGCACGCCUUUGAGGCGCGCAUCCGUCGUCGCGCAUCCGCCUUUCGCUCGCCGUGUGUCCUGGACGCCUCGCCAGCCACUGCCAAGAGCUAUCCGUCCGGCUCACUCGAGCUCAUCGAGGACGACCUGCGGGCUGCGCUUGGAGCGAAGACCGCGGAGGCAUUGGUCGAGGCACUCCACGGUCUGUGCGGCCUGCGGUCGGCGUUCGAGCUGCGGCGCGAGCUCAUCAGCUACAAAAAGGCGUGCCUCUGCCUCUUCCAGGACGCGCAGCGGCUCGAGCUCUCCCUCCACCGCCAGGCGAUGUUCUUCUUCCGCGACCACCCGUCUCGCACCGCCUUCCACCUCGCCCCGCACUGGCCCGAGUACUCCUCGGCGGCGACGGCGCUGGAGAGGGCGAGGGCGGUGCGGGUGGCGCUGCACGACGUACGAGACCUCUCAAAGGCGAUCUGCGCCCUGCCGCGCCACCCCGCCACCGCGACACUGCCGCCGCGUCUGCGCGGCCUCUCUCUCGCGGGCCAAGCCACCGUCGACAAGGCGGAGGCCUUUAUCGGCCGCCUAGACGCCCUGGCGGCGGGGCGGGAGAGUGCGCAGGCGGCGGAGGCGGAGGCGGCGGAGGCGGAGGAGGAGAAGGAGGAGGAGGUGGUGGCGGAGGCGGCGGCGGCGGCGGAGGCGGAGGCGGAGGCGGUGGCGGAGGCGGAGGCGGUGGCAGCGGCGGAGGCGGAGGCGGCGCCAAGCUCUGCCCUCGCGCCUCACGGCCUCCUCGACGCCGGCGCAGCCGUGUCGUGGGUCAAGCACACGGCCGCUCGUCGCACUCGCGUCGAGCUCCCUCCGCCGCCCGACGGCAAGGGCGACGGCAAGGGCGAUGGCAAGCGCGACGGGAAGCGCGGCGAGGGGAAGGGAGAGGGGAAGGGCGGGUCGCGCGCGGGCGGCGCGGGGCGGAGCCAGCGGCUGCGGGGCGCGAUGCCUUGCCGCGACUGCGGCUGCGCUGUGGCGGUGCCGUGGGCGAUCCUCCUCCCCGGCGGCCGGCCGCAGCUGCUCUGCUGGCGGUGCGAGGAGGGCGCGCGGCAGGUGGGGCGCUGUCCGCUCGACGACGCGCCGCAGCCGCACGCAGAGGCGCAGCUCAAGCCGCGGCGCAAGCCCCGCGCCGCGCGGCACGCGUUCUGCCCGCACCAACUGCGGUGCGCCGCCUGCGACGCCUCCUUCCGCUCGUGCGCCGACUGCCGACUCUCGCAGGGCGACGGCGACGUGGUGGUGGACUUGUGCGCGCGGCUGCGGCCCGCGGCCGUGUUUCUCGACUUUGAUCGCACGCUCUGCUCGACAAAGUCGGGCGGGUCGCCGUACGCCGGCGGGCCGCACACGCUCGACCCCGAGCUGCUCUCCGCGACGGCGCUCUACCCGACCCACGUCGUCACGAGAAACUCGCACGAGGGCGAGAUCCGCGCCUUCCUCGCGGAGCGGGGCGUGCGGCUCGCCGGCCUCUGCGUCACGUCGAAGGGCCGCUCCAAGGCCGAGUACGUCGCCUCCACUCUCGCCGCCCUCGGAGGGGCGCCGGAGGCCGACGCGCCGUGCGCCGUCUUCGUCGACGACUCCGUGGCCGAGGUGGGGGACCCGAAGCUGGUCUCCGACGCGCGCGUGUGGCGCGUCCUCUUCCAGCGAGCCGUCGGCUGA